Biomphalaria glabrata is the source of this 7433-nucleotide messenger RNA. RefSeq lists its product as uncharacterized. The record is from RefSeq and is a predicted model, not a curated record. NCBI's taxonomy places the organism in Eukaryota, Metazoa, Mollusca, Gastropoda, Planorbidae. The coding region runs from base 355 to 3612 and encodes 1085 amino acids. The transcript has 4 exons.
CAAAACUUAACUAUUGGAGGAUUGUUCUUUGAAACAGUCUUAGUUGGUCUGACGUACUCAACAAAUGAUGAUCGAUGUGAGUCAUAGAGAUGAUAGUCCUAUGAAACAACUAUUGUACUAUAUAGCACUUUCACUAUGAGAGUCCUGUAUCCUAGUACACGAUGAGUGGCUAAAAUAGUUUUGUUACAAUACUGAACUCAGAAUGGGUCAUGAAAUAAAAGUGAACCCAAAAGCUCAAACACUUGAAAGUCUAAAAGAAAAGUUGACAUGAAUUAAAAUUUGUCUUUCAAUUUCGGCUUCACUCUGGAAUGACCCUAGUGACAGUGAAAGUGGCUGGGUAAACUACAGCUGGAAAUGAAUCUAGCACAGGUUUUACCCUAUGCGGACAUGUCCGAUCACCCAGCACAGAACUUUGAUCCUGAGUUGAUAUUUGUGGCCGCUCUCUUUGCGUUCGUCACGUUACUUCUGGUGACUCUGUCAUGUUUGUGUUGUUCAGGGGGCAGCAACUCAUCUGGCUCGUACAGGUACUACAGCCGUGAUGAAGACACUAUUACAAUAGCGGAUCUCCUCACCAAACCUCCACUGGCGGACCCAGAGUCCGUGUUCAGCGAGCUGUCCUACGACGGCAGAACGUCCGGGACUCAGAGCAGUUGGAUGAACGAAGAGAACAGCAGUACUUUUGAGUACGUCCCGUCCAUCAAACAUGGGCGACAGUUAGCCGUCGCCACCGAGCACUCUCGCCGGAGUCUGUCUGUGAAGCUCAACAACGCGGAGGAGCCCGCACUCACACCUCCAACAUCCAAGAAAUGGAGCAGCGAACGCCGUCAGGUGCAGCAAGCCACUAGGAUGCUCCGAGAAAAAGAAAAAGAGGUCAGGUUUAAUUCACAAAGCAACGUCCGAGCUGAAAAAAGCCACCUGUCUACCGUCUCGGAGAAAGAAAGUUCAACUGCCGAAAAAGCUGUGAAUGAGAACCUUCCAUUGUCAACCACCAACUGUGUUGCUUCAAAGGUGAACGAGGAGACCAUUGCUCCAGACGUGCAAGUCGAGGUUGCGUUGCCUGGAGUCAAAAAGAAGGUGGUGAAAUCCAGUGAAAUUAUUGAAGAUUCUGGACUGAAAAUCCACAAAGAAGUAGCCAAGCCGAACACUUAUGCCUUUUCCAGCUCUUCGCGAUGCAGCUUUAGUCACGAAAUCGGACACAUCGCUAACGGAAGCAAACUUCCUAGAACGAGCUUACCGAGAACUGAGGAGCACGAAAGUCCGAAGACAACAAACAGAAAGCUAAGUGCCACAGGGCAGAGUAGCAGUGCCUCUAAUCUCUUGAGCCAGAAGUCUCCCAUCAAUGUAGAUAAAGUUGACAAUCCUGUCCAUAAGUGCGGUCAACAUUUAGUUGAUGCUCACAUGACCAAAGCAAAUAGCGAUCACGUUAUAUCAUACAGAAACAAUGAAAAUGUUGAUGACUCGAAGAGUCUAGGAGUUGACAGUAGUAACAAGGUAGACAACCCUGUUAAAGUAGCAGAUACUACUAAUGUAUGUGUUACUUCCCCGGAAACACAGAAUGGCGCGUGUGCACACGUCGUCUCUGUCAGUGGAGUAGCCACUUUAGAAAACAAUGUUGAACAUGCAUCCACUGAUGCAGGCGAUAGCAAAGGCGUGGUUAUGAGAAGGUCAUUUUCCCAAUUAUCAUAUGACGAACAUAAGCCUAGCCGUAGUGACGCAGCCCCAAAAUGCUUCAGUCUCAAUCUUAAAAUAAACUUUCUCUUUGGAGGCGACGCCACCGACGGCACGUUCUCCGCUGAAUGUGUCCCAGUUAUCUACAACAAAGAUCAAUCCCUCUCGGCAGAUUCCCAAUUGGAAAAAAUGAAGGUCCACACCAAUGGUCACAAUCUAUUGCUGACCAAUGCAGCUGGCAGUAAAGAUGAGAACAUAAAAGAAAAAAUGUUAGAGAACUCUUUUGCAGCUAAGACAAACAACUGCAAGUAUUUGGAAUCUCGAAAACGUCUGUCUGAACCAGACUACCUGACGAACAGAUGCCAACUGCAAAUUUCCAGGAGAAAUUCGCUGGCCACGACAAAACCGAAAGAAAAAGGAGGUCAGAGGUCAGAACUGUUGGUCCACGACUGUCCAAAAAUCUCAAACAUACAAAAACUUAACAUCAGACAGGAAGCGGAAGAGCAAGGGGCUGGAAGGAAGGAGUUAGAGAGUCUGCCCCAGAUGAGCUGCGUGGCUGAAGUGGACCAUGAACAAACAGAUAGUCAGAAAGGUAGUGCUGAGCACGUUGACGCCGGGGCUAGUGCUGGUGAUGAUGUAGUUGAUUUAGGGGUCAGCGAUAAGGGUGAUCUUGAGCACAAAGAGGCAACUGAAAAGGAUGAAGACGCUAACGAAAGUGCCAAAGCUGCUGCUAAAUUACGUAGAUCUAAAGUUUUACUGGGCGCUUCGCCACCGAGAUUAAAACGUCUCCCCGUCAAAUCAAUCAGAAAUUCUUCAUUUGAAAAUCCACUAGAUCCUAGAGUCUCGCUAAUUCCACUUCCAAUUGAAAAGUCUAAUUCUGCUCAGCCAACAACAUCAUCAUCAGGAGACCGCUGUGAGACUUCUGGCAAAGUUUCGACUUCAUCAGACGACACAGUGUCACAAAUAAAUAAAGAAGAAAGCAGCAGAAGAACUCUCAGACGAGAUGGUGAACAAAACGAAGUCCUUGAGAAAAGAAGAAAAGCUAUGGUGUUUAAUAACUUUGAAAAGAAGCCGACGUUAAACCCUAACGACAAGGUCAAGGCAGAAACACCGACGAGUGAAGCAAAACCCUUUAAGCCGGUAGCUCUGCCUAGAAAAUCUCUACCUCAAACAAAAGAGUCGAAAUUGCAAGGGAAGCAGAAGGUGGAGAACGAGAAGGAACAGAGCGCUGAAAGUCUGCCAGCUGUUGUCGAUAAGACCUUCCGAUCUAAAAGCGAGGGUAAAUCCAGCAGCAAAAUUCCCAUCCUGAUUGUCGAUGAUGACGAUGAUGACGAUUAUGUCAUUGUUGAUUAUACUCUUGACAGCAAGGCGUCGUCAGAGAAGAAAGAAGCUGCGCAGACCAAAGUCAUACCUGAGCACUCAUCCGCACAGGAGACGGAGAAAAACACCGGAAGUGACGAGAGCGACUACGACAAUCCCUGGGACGAUUUGGACGACGCAGUGAAGAGAGCUUCCAUGCGAUACAACCGCCGGCCCAGUCGCAUCGCCCUGGGGGACAAAGCUUUGUUUCUGAAAUCUGCAGAGGAUCUCGGCAGGCUUCUGGAAGAAGCUGAGAAGAAUCGAAAACUUCGUAAAGAAGCGAGCAGCGUCGAAAUGACUUCCCCAGAGGACGAGACCGCAGAAGCACCGAUCAUUCCUUUUACCAGAUUCUCACCUUACCGACAUACGGUGAAGGGAAUCGUUUCCCCGCACAUUGUAGCCGCUCAGUCUACGGAAGACAUUAUUAGCAAGGAUACGUCUUCGAGUUCAGCAAUGAGUGAAGAGAUAUUUGGAGAUCUUAGAAACAAAGGUAAAAGAAAUACAGAUCCACGUAGACCCCAGUCCAUGACCACAAAGCUAAAACCGGAACUUUCUUUGCCAGUUAGAAAAUUGCACAAGUAUUAAGACAAUUAAAGUUUGCGCACGAGAUAAGCGCUUAAUUCCAUUUGUUGUUAUUGUUUGUUUUUUCUUAUAUUCCAAGGAGAAACUUUGAAAAACAUGUUCCUUCUGCCUCUUUAGUAUUUUGUUAAUAUGUUUUGUAUAUUCUGCCAUUCUAUCAUCUGAAUAAAUAUUGCUAUGAGCAGUCAUUAUCGUUGGAAUAUUUGUUCUAUAAAUGUUUGGAGGGUUCAAAUGUAUACUAUCUAAUAGGUUGCCUAACUCCUCACCUUACUAUAUGGCUCCUUCUGUCUCGGGAGAUAAUGGAUGCGCCCAGAUGAGUCACUGGCUUAGGUUUCGUCUUGAGGACGGAGCAGAAUCUGACCGUUUUUCUAUUAAAGGGGCAAUUCAUUGUAUUUGCAACACAUUUCACCUGUACCUAUAGUACUCAUGAAAAUAAUCUAAUUUCGUUGCUUUUUUCUUACAAUUUUUCAUGUCAUCUGACCCCCCCCCCCGCACAAACACUUUUUUUCCCCUUCUUUUCUCAUCUAAAAACUCAAUACAAAUAAUCCCAGAUCAAGCUAAAAACUUUUUUCCCACCAGCCUCAACGGGAGAACAAUUUUGAUAUCUCAGUUUUGGCGCUAAAUUAUCGGUUGCUAAACUUUAAAAUUGUUUUGUCAUUACAACGCAACUGAAACAGAUAACAAAGAACAUUUUGUUUGCCAAUAACAUUAUUUGAGAUGAUUUUAUUCGUGAUGGCAUCUACCACAUUUUAAAAUCUGCCUAAUUCGUAUAUUUUCUAGCAUCUUGUUGGUUUUUGUUUGCUUACAUUAGGUUCAAAACGGACUAUAGUUCAUCUCGUAAAACAAUUUAAAAAAAAAAAAAUCAACUUUUCCAUGUGACUGUCGCGCCCUAUUCGCGAGAGACUUUCCCGUCUACAUGUAUCACAGGUCAAGAUGGAUUCGCUUUAGGAGUAGAGGAGCCAGCCAUAUUUCGUUUGACAUGCCUUUCUUCAAGAGCUGGCGCCAAUGCAUUUUCACUGUCCAACGCUUUCCUUGUUCCCAUGUCUCUCCACAUAGUGCGAUCUAGGGUUAGGUCCCAGUAGUCAACAUCGAUGUCCUAUGCUUUAAGGUCCAUCUAGGGUUAGGUCCCAGUAGUCAACAUCGAUGUCCUAUGCUUUAAGGUCCAUCUAGGGUUAGGUCCCACUAGUCAACAUCGAUGUCCACUGCUUUAAGGUCCAUCUAGGAUUAGGUCCCAGUAGUCACCAUCGAUGUCCACUGCUUUAAGGUCCAUCUAUGGUUAGGUCCCAGUAGUCAACAUCGAUGUCCACUGCUUUAAGGUCCAUCUAGGGUUAGGUCCCAGUAGUCAACAUCGAUGUCCACUGCUUUAAGGUCCAUCUAGGGUUAGGUCCCAGUAGUCAACAUCGAUGUCCACUGCUUUAAGGUCCAUCUAGGGUUAGGUCCCAGUAGUCAACAUCGAUGUCCACUGCUUUAAGGUCCAUCUAGGGUUAGGUCCCAGUAGUCAACAUCGAUGUCCACUGCUUUAAGGUCCAUCUAGGGUUAGGUCCCAGUAGUCAACAUCGAUGUCCACUGCUUUAAGGUCCAUCUAGGGUUAGGUCCCAGUAGUCAACAUCGAUGUCCACUGCUUUAAGGUCCAUCUAGGGUUAGGUCCCAGUAGUCAACAUCGAUGUCCACUGCUUUAAGGUCCCUUUCGAUCACAUCCACAUAAUGGAGGUGGGGAAUACCAGUUUUUCUUGAGUCCGUUUCGAGUUGUUCAUAAAAGAUGGCUUUCGGGAUACGGCGGACAUGGGCAAGCCAUGUCUGAGAAUGUCUGAGAAUUAUAAAGAUACUAAGAAGAUUUGUUCGAUCAAAUAUCUCAGCUUUUUAGGUGAUUUGCAAUGAAGACUGAAUAAAGAUCAAAAUAAUUAACAAUUAGUUAAUUAACUGUUGGUAAUUAAUUAUUUUGUUUGAUUUCGAAAUAAGGACAAUAAAUGCUACUUAACGAAUGAGAAAUGUGGAUAUAAAUAUAGAUUUAGUCACCCUAUUACGUUUUUUCUCCCACUUCCCAUUCUUGGAUCAAGUUGAAAUUUUGCAUAAUUAUUCACAGUCGAUAACAAUACACAAUAUCAAUUGAAAAAUUAACCAGUUAGUUAAUCAUUUAGUUCUAAUUAAUUCAUUCUGAUUAAUAUAACAGAAAGGGAGAUAAACCCAGUAUUUUUUUCAGAUAAAUGGCAGUACAUUGCGGUUCCUUCCCUUAGAUAAGCUUUGAUUUUAAAACGCAUUCUUUUUUUCUAUUGCUUGUUUUUAAGUUGAACUGUGUAAGCUUCUAUAUAAAAAUGAUGUUUGUUGAACUAUAUAAACCUUUGUAUUUGUAAAUGAUGUUUCUUCAACUAUAUGAGCCUAUAUUAAUCAAUGAUGUUAUAUAAAAUAUAUAUAAGCCUAUAUAUGUAAAUGAUGUCUAUUUAAAAAAAAAUGUAUAUAUGUAAAUGAUGUGCAGAACCAUGUUUAUUAGAGGUGAGUGUAACAUCAGAAUAAUUAUACUGCAGUUUUAUUAUAUUCUAAGCUCUUUAUGAUUUCUUUUAUCCAAGAAGUCAUACAUUAUACAUACAUUUCAUGCUCGUCAUGCAAUGCAAUGGGCUAGGCUUGUUUCGUUUGAUGUUUUUUUUUUAUAGUUUUCAUUGCACAAAUUGUUAUAAAAAAUAUAACUAUGCUAACUACUCUUAAACUUGUACUGUAAAUUUAUUAGAAUUUAUUUACUUUUUAAAAAAAAUUGUUUCAGUACCUUUCGGUUUACAUUUCUAAAUGUUUUAUUGUUGCACAAUUAUUUUUAUGAACAAAACAUUUUCACAUUAAGUUUAUCUCAGGACAUUCAGCUCUAUCCCAUCUCUGAACUACAAAAUAUAUAAAUAUAUAUCAAUGAAACAGCUAAAGCAAAACAGAAAAAAAUAAAUAAAUAAAAUAAACAUUUAUAAAAAAAAAUUCACAACUCUCUUAUAGACCUCAUUCACCAAUCGUAAACAAACAAUAUUUAGCCACGUGAUAAUAUUGAUAAAACAACGAAAAAAACGUAUCACGUGACAGCCUUAGUGUAUUACGUAAUUUGUAUAGAAGAGAUAGAGAAUCACGUGGCUAAAUGGUGUUUGUUUACGAUUGGUCCAUUAAAUCCUAGGCUUUACUAAAUGAUAUGAGAUCAACAAGUUACCUUUUAAAAUAAAAAUAACCGUGAAAGUCGGUAUCAUUGUUAUUGUUUUUACAAAGCUUCCAUCAACUCACUCUGUCUGUCUGGUACACAUUUUGUACACGUUAUUUCCUUAACUUUCCUUUCUCGGACCAAGUUGAAACUUUGUACAAUUAUCGAUUGUCGAUGACAACCCAUGAAUCAAUAAAAAAAAAUUAACUAUUAGUUAAGUACUUAGUGAUAAUUAAUUAAUUUUGUUUUAUAUAGAAAAGGGGAGAUAAAUCUCGAUUACUUUGAUAUAUAUAUAUAUAUAAAUUACUUUUCACUUCUCAUUUCAUGUUGUAUGUGUACAACUGAAUCGAAUCAAAUGUUUUAAACUGAAGUUGUUAUAGUUUGCCACCAGGUGUCUCUGUCAUUAUGCGCUUUAAUGAAAUAAGUAAGCAUGGUCUGUAACUACUGUCAAAGGGCAUGUGUUUGUAGAGGGUUGGGGCUGGACAUAGAUUUCUAUUUAGUAACAAUGUUGAAAGUAAGAUGUGUCAAUAUGGAUUAAUAGCGCUAGAUGAAAUGUCAAAUAAUCAUGUCAUUUGGCCCUUUAUAUGUUUGUUUUGAGUUGUUAAAAAAUCAAUUAAUAGGACUACAAUAUUAAACAAGUAAACUUUUGUAAAGUAAUAAA